Molecule: messenger RNA, 603 nt
Organism: Drepanopeziza brunnea f. sp. 'multigermtubi' MB_m1
Lineage: Eukaryota; Fungi; Ascomycota; Leotiomycetes; Helotiales; Drepanopezizaceae
Source: RefSeq, a predicted model, not a curated record
AUGGCGGCAAGCUUUCAGAAGUUUGGGGGAACUGCAAUUCCCCAGAAGCCGGGUCACCACCGUUGUAGUAGCUGGUCGCUCAAUCUAGCAACUCACCGGACCAACUCACUACCGGUAGACCAAGGCGGCGGAAACAAAGGGUCCGGGGACGAAGCGGACUUUCUCGUAGUCUGGUUGGUUUCUGCUAGCGACCGUACUACUACCGAAGAUCUACCGGUAGUCAAAGCGCGGGAAAAUCCUGGUUUCGGAAACAUGGACGACUCCUCCUACGGUAAUACUACUACAUUCGCCAUACUCCGUAAUCGAGAUAGUUGUCCUACGUACGACGACGUUCUAUACUAUAGAGUGCAUUGGCGGCAUGCUGUCUGCCAUCUCAUCUAUUACCGUACCUGUUCCUCCCGCUGCCUAUCGUCCGCCGCUGCGCCUCACGUUCCUCCACCUCCACCUCCACCUCCACCUCCCCCUCCACACCUCAACAUCGACUUCCAGCUCCCGCUCCACCAACUCCGCCUCAUCCUCCUCCUCCUCUUCCGCCUCUUCCCCUUUGUUGUCAUCGCCGUCAACCCUCUCUCCCCGAGGACCCUAAUGAAUGAUUUGAUUUGA